Molecule: messenger RNA, 1809 nt
Organism: Oldenlandia corymbosa var. corymbosa
Lineage: Eukaryota; Viridiplantae; Streptophyta; Magnoliopsida; Gentianales; Rubiaceae
Source: the annotation of a GenBank genome assembly
AUGCCGAAGCACUACAGACCUCCGGGUAAGAAAAAGGAAGGGAACGCCGCAAAGUAUAUUACGAGAUCACAGGCUGUCAAGUACCUUCAAGUCAGCUUAUCAGUUUUCAGGAAGCUAUGCAUACUCAAAGGUGUAUUUCCUCGGGACCCAAAGAAGAAGGUCAAGGGAAGCCACCACACCUAUUAUCAUACGAAAGAUAUCAUGUUCUUGAAGCACGAGCCGCUUCUGGAGAAGUUGAGAGAGAUGCGGGCGUAUGAGAAGAAGGUCGAGAAAGCCAACGCAAAGAGGAAUAAGGCCCAUGCUGAACGUUUGUUAAGCCGCAAGCCUUCAUAUAAACUAGAUAUGCUUGUCCGUGAAAGGUAUCCAACAUUUGUUGAUGCAUUACGGGACCUUGAUGAUUGUCUCAGUAUGGUUCACCUUUUUGCUUCAUUGCCACCUUCCAAAAGAGAAAACAUUGAAGUAGACCGUGUUCAUAAUUGUCGAAGGUUGAGUCAUGAAUGGCAGGCUUAUAUUUCUCGGACUCAUAAACUUCGUAAGACAUUUGUAUCUGUCAAAGGAAUAUAUUACCAGGCAGAGGUUGAGGGGCAAAAGGUCACUUGGGUAACUCCUCAUGAACUGCAGCAAGUGUUGCCUGAUGAUGUUGACUACAAGGUCAUGCUGACAUUUUUGGAAUUUUAUGAGACUCUCUUGGCAUUUGUUAACUUUAAGCUCUAUCAUUCGAUAAAUGUAAAAUAUCCUCCCAUUCUUGACUCUCGGUUGGAAGCUCUAGCAGCAGAUAUGUAUGCUUUGUCAAGAUACUUUGACGCCAGCUCUAAAGCCUCCAAGAUGGACGUGGAAGAUGUUGAAAUGUCUGAAGCGCAGCUGACUGAGAAUGGGGAUGAGAGAGCAGAACUUGAGGAGUCUGAGCUCAGACUUGCCCAGCUCCAACACCAACUUCCUAAAAAUGAACCCGGGGCUUUGAUGCACCUUCUUGGUGAAGCUGAGGGCAAUGAAGAAGAUGAUGUAGAUACUAUAAAAUGCAGAAAUCUUUUCAAGAAUAAGAAAUUUUUCCUAAGUCGUGAGGUUCCUAGGGAGUCUUUGCUUUUCGUGAUCCCAGCUUUUGGGGGUACUGUUUCAUGGGAAGGAGAAGGAGCUCCAUUCGGUGAAUCUGAUCAGAGUAUCACAUAUCAGAUUGUUGACAGGCCUACGCAGAAACGGAAAUUUCUUUCUCGAGAAUAUGUGCAACCGCAAUGGGUUUAUGAUUCUGUUAAUGCACUAAUUCUAUUACCUACUGAGGAAUAUGCUGUUGGAAGGGUUCCUCCUCCACAUUUAUCACCUUUUGUUGACAAUGAGGCGGAAGGGUAUGUUCCUGAAUAUGCAGAGACCAUCAAACGGCUGCAAGCUGCUGCCAGAAAGGAAGUCCUUCCGAUGCCCGGUGUAGGAACAGAAGACUUGGUUGAUUCCCAGAAUCUUCUGGUUGAAGGUAUCAUUGAUCGAGCCGAAGCAUUUGAAGCUGCUGAGACGCAGAGGAAGAUGAAUAUCCGCCAGACGCAAUACCAUAAUGAAUUGAGGAUGGAGCUCAAAGGGACCCAGUAUUCUUCAAUCAUUAAUGCAAGUACUCAGGAUACUGUUGAGAGAAGAGAUACUGAAGAAUCUCCCUCUGAUUCGAUUCAAACGGCCAAGGACGCUGAUGACAUGUCGAAAAUUGGGGUGUCUCGCCGUACUAGAGGGUUGAUUGAAGCAAUGGAGAUUGGGAACAAGAAGAAACGCUCCAGGUCUGAGCAUCUGGAGAAAAGGCGCAGAGAAAUUAAAGCAGCUCAGCAAUCAUAG